This is a messenger RNA of Dichomitus squalens LYAD-421 SS1, 813 nucleotides long. RefSeq lists its product as uncharacterized. The record is from RefSeq and is a predicted model, not a curated record. The annotation marks the transcript as partial. Gene Ontology annotation, cellular component: nucleus. Lineage: Eukaryota; Fungi; Basidiomycota; Agaricomycetes; Polyporales; Polyporaceae. The transcript has 4 exons. Gene Ontology annotation, molecular function: ubiquitin protein ligase activity.
ACUCACAUCGGCGACGUCGAAAGGAAGAAGGUCCAUCCAGAGGCACUGACGAAGGAACCGAAGGAGGAGCGAAAACGCGCACGAGAGGCCGCGAGGGAGCGUGUAUUGCGCGAGUUCGAGGAAUAUCAGCUUGGCUUGGCAGCAACAUCCAUCGUGCCGACGUCCUCUAGCAAAUCCGAAUCUUCGGAAGGCGUGUCUUAUAUGCAUAUCUUUGACUUCGACACGAGUGCAGUGGAGAGGCUCGCUCGCUCCGCUGAGAAAGACGCUCUCCGGCAGAUCGAGCGCGAACAAGCCGAGGCUCUGAAGCGCAAACCGCCCGACUUCUGGCUGUCGUCGCUUACGCCGACGUACACGUCCAGCGGCCCGCCUACUUCACUCUGGGACGUGAAGCUACAAACAACACGUCAUGGUGGAAACCCAGCUCAUCCACUCAUCGGUGUUUCCGCGAAGUCAGUACAGUCUAUACCCACAACGGAGAGGGGCAAGACUCAUGAACCGCAGUCCAAGACAUCACUCCCUAUGUACGUAGUGCAAACAGCAGCUGCCCAACAACACUCUCAUGCAUCGUAUGUCUUCAUUGUGUCCUGCCUUUGUUCAUAUCAACUGACAGGCGCGCGGAUAGUGAUGAAACCUUGCGGACACGUACCUUGCAAAACCUGCAUCGAUACACUCUUAAUACCUGAGAAGCAGUGCAUUAUCUGCGAUGUGAAGCUUGAGGACAAGGACUUCCUUGAGCUCACGCAGGCGCGGGAAGGGACUGGAUAUGUGGCAAGAGGUCUGGCGGGAGCAUCCAAACGCGGCCUUCUAUACAGA